AUGGAUUUGUUGACCUAUGAUGACGUGCCUGUGAACUUCACACAGCAAGUGUGGGCUUUCCUGGAUCCUUCUCAGAAGAGUCUCUACAAAGAUGUGAUGCUAGAGACCUAUAGAAAUCUCACAGCUAUAGGCUACAUUUGGGAAGACCAUGGUAUUGAAGACCAUUUUCAAAAUUCUAGAAGUCAUGGAAGGCAUGAAAGAACUUGCAUUGGAGAGCAACCCUCUGAGUUUAUUCAAUCUGGUAAAGCCUUUGCAUAUCAGAGUCUUAGUCAAAGGAAUGAAAAAACACAUGCAGGAAAGAAACCUUAUGAAUGUAACCACUGUAGUAAAGCCUUUGCAGGAAGGAGUGCUCUCCAAAGACAUAAAUGA
This is a messenger RNA of Apodemus sylvaticus (European woodmouse), 369 nucleotides long. Its product is annotated as zinc finger protein 431-like. Gene Ontology annotation, biological process: regulation of DNA-templated transcription. The transcript has 4 exons. Bases 1 to 369 code for a protein of 122 amino acids. The record is from RefSeq and is a predicted model, not a curated record. Lineage: Eukaryota; Metazoa; Chordata; Mammalia; Rodentia; Muridae.